Messenger RNA from Pelobates fuscus (common spadefoot toad), 1091 nucleotides. Its product is annotated as phospholipase A2 inhibitor and Ly6/PLAUR domain-containing protein-like. The coding region runs from base 78 to 1091 and encodes 337 amino acids. The transcript is spliced from 7 exons. NCBI's taxonomy places the organism in Eukaryota, Metazoa, Chordata, Amphibia, Anura, Pelobatidae. The record is from RefSeq and is a predicted model, not a curated record.
AACUAAGGCAUGUAACAUCUAUUUUAACUGGAUUUCUGCUUUAUUUUACUGGACCAGCAUCGAUCUGUUCUACGGCAAUGCAGUUCUUAUUCGGCCUGAUUUGCAUCCUGUCAGUAAUAUCAGCAGGACAUUCCUUUUCCUGUAUAAGCUGUACCAACACAAGUGGUGAUACUUGCAAUGGAUCUACAAUCAUCUGCCCAUCAUACUCUGACAGCUGUUCAUCAAUCUACACAAAGACCAAACUUCUAAAAUAUGGAAUCACCGUAAACUCCUUAGUAAGGGGAUGUGGGUACUCGGAGGAAUGUGCGCAGCCCACAAGGAAUGUCACCACCCAGAUUAUGUUUGAAGAAAUUUUUACCAGCUGCUGCCAGGGUGACAAUUGUACCCCUAGCCAACCCAAAGGUGCUGCUCAAAAUUCUCUCUCAUGUAUCAGUUGUAGAAACACGACUGGUGAUACGUGCAUUGGACCAUCUAUUAUCUGCCCAUCUGAAGCUGACAGCUGUGCAUCUAUCUACACCAGGACCAAAGUUCUAAAAUAUGAAGUGACAACAAACGUGGUAGUAAGAGGAUGUGGGUACUCACUGGAAUGUUCCCAGAGCUGGAAGAGUUUAAGUAACCAGUUUAUGUCAGAAGACAUUUUUAUCAACUGCUGCCAGGGUGACAAUUGUACCCCCAGCCAACCAAAAUUUUCAACAAAGAUUUUAGCUCCAAAUGGACUAACAUGUCCAAACUGUUUUUCACUAACGUCCAAAUGUGAACCAGAGGACACCACCCAGUGCAUGGGAGAUGAGAAUAAAUGUGUUUCAUUUUUGAGCCGCUCCUUCUCUGGAGAGCACAUGACAUCAAUGAUUUCUAUGUCUGGUUGCGCAACCGAAAACUUGUGUACAAAUUACAGUGGCAAUGCUACAGCGAGUAGCACUGGAGAGAGGACAAUAACGAGUAUUUCAUGCAAGAAUGACACUACAAGUUCAGUCAUUGGUAGCACAACAGUUAGCCAAGACCACAAACUGAAAAAAACUGUUAGCACCACCGGUAAGCUUGACAUGACCAAACAUACUGAAUCAGAUAAUAGAAAUAUUGAGAAAAAGUAA